GAGCCCACAGCGCCCGCCCGCUCGCGGCCGCCCGGGAGCUCGUCCAGCCCCGCGCUCCGCUCGCCCGCGCCCGUCCGCCGGCCGCCUGCGCUCGCCCAACCGCCGCCCGCGCCCGUCCGCCGGCCCCCGCGGCUCCACGGCUCGGUCAGCUCAGAAAGUUCUUUCACAAUGUCGUACAGACGAGAACUAGAGAAAUACCGUGACCUGGAUGAAGAUGAAAUCCUUGGAGCCCUAACAGAAGAGGAGCUAAGGACCCUGGAAAACGAGCUGGAUGAGCUGGACCCUGAUAAUGCACUGCUGCCCGCGGGCCUGAGGCAGAAGGAUCAGACCACCAAGGCGCCCACAGGCCCCUUUAGAAGGGAGGAGCUCUUGGAUCACUUGGAAAAGCAAGCAAAGGAGUUUAAGGACCGAGAAGAUCUGGUCCCCUACACAGGGGAGAAGCGAGGAAAGGUCUGGGUCCCCAAGCAGAAGCCGAUGGACCCCGUGCUGGAAAGUGUGACACUGGAGCCAGAGCUGGAGGAGGCCCUGGCGAAUGCCUCGGAUGCGGAACUCUGUGACAUAGCAGCUAUCCUCGGCAUGCACACGCUCAUGAGCAACCAGCAGUACUACCAGGCCUUGGGCAGCAGCUCCAUCGUGAACAAGGAGGGACUCAACAGUGUGAUCAAACCUACACAGUACAAGCCGGUGCCUGACGAAGAACCAAAUGCCACCGAUGUGGAAGAAACACUGGAGAGGAUAAAGAACAAUGACCCGAAACUUGAAGAGGUCAACCUCAACAACAUCCGGAAUAUCCCCAUACCCACUCUGAAGGCGUAUGCAGAAGCCCUCAAAGAGAACUCGUAUGUGAAGAAGUUCAGCAUCGUGGGAACACGGAGCAGUGACCCUGUGGCAUUUGCCCUUGCCGAAAUGCUCAAGGUGAACAAGGUGUUGAAGACGCUGAAUGUGGAAUCCAACUUCAUUUCCGGAGCCGGGAUCCUGCGCUUAGUGGAAGCACUUCCAUACAACACUUCUCUGGUGGAACUGAAGAUCGAUAACCAGAGCCAGCCUCUGGGCAACAAAGUGGAAAUGGAGAUUGUGAGCAUGUUGGAAAAAAACGCUACGCUCCUCAAAUUCGGCUACCACUUCACCCAGCAGGGACCCCGGCUGCGAGCGUCCAACGCCAUGAUGAACAACAACGACCUUGUGAGGAAGAGGAGGCUGGCAGACUUGACCGGGCCCAUCAUCCCCAAGUGCCGGAGCGGCGUCUAGUGUGUGCGGGUGCCGACCACGCCUUUGAACUGGACGUGUUCCACUGAUAAGCUGUGCUCUGCGGUGGGAACCAGAAGGCAGAAUGCCAGCACAAACCCUGUUGUGGUUCAGUUCUUCAUGCACUAAGGUUUUAGGUUAGCUAGUGGUUGUAGCUGAAAAUUUUAUAAACUAUGGUUAAUGUGAAGUUUUUCUUUAGUCACAGAAAUUCAGUCUGUUUAUUAUUUAAAAACUAAGAAGCCCCUGAACCGCCAGAUCUUACUGAAGACGAUGUUAGUGCAGCAGUGACUUAGCCCCAAAAGUCCAGUUUCAGUGACCUUGGUAUGUGGUGUUUCAGAUAUAUUUAAAAUGUGUAACAGGAACAAACAGCACCCUCUUCCACAUGGUUGAAAAGCAUUAUAAAAUAUUUUAUUACAAACUUGAUCUUAGCUCUUUAACAAACAGCUCAUCAUUCUUAAUCCUCCUUUAAAUUUUAAGAACCUCAAGAUUAAAGUUGCUAAAUUGA
This is a messenger RNA of Bubalus bubalis (water buffalo), 1750 nucleotides long. RefSeq names its product tropomodulin 1 (gene TMOD1). Gene Ontology annotation, biological process: pointed-end actin filament capping; muscle contraction; myofibril assembly. Lineage: Eukaryota; Metazoa; Chordata; Mammalia; Artiodactyla; Bovidae. Gene Ontology annotation, cellular component: striated muscle thin filament; myofibril. Gene Ontology annotation, molecular function: tropomyosin binding. The record is from RefSeq and is a predicted model, not a curated record. The transcript is spliced from 10 exons. Bases 169 to 1248 code for a protein of 359 amino acids.